Messenger RNA from Lymnaea stagnalis (great pond snail), 3369 nucleotides. NCBI's taxonomy places the organism in Eukaryota, Metazoa, Mollusca, Gastropoda, Lymnaeidae. The record is from the annotation of a GenBank genome assembly.
CCGGAAAAGAGCGCCAUCUAUUACUGACAGUUUUUGAGUUUGAUUUGAAGGAGAAGCGAUAGAAUACCAUGCCAGAUAUUUUAAGGUAGUUGGUAUAGUAUUUUACAUUAUGCUCAUUUAGAAACCACAUUCACAUUAAUUUUUAUAUCCGCUAACCCCUGUGGAAGAUGUUUGGCAAAACAAUGAAAAACUAUUUAUUUGUGCGUUGACGAGUCUGUCGGUCUCUAUCUCCCUCUCCACCUCUCUUUCUCCUUUUCACGCUCUCUCUCUAUCUCUCUCGCUCUCUCUCUCUCUCUCUCUCUCUCUCUCUGAUCUCAACAACUUUAACCUCAUCCAAUUUCUCAGUCGCCUAUCUUACGAGACGUUAAUUGGCAACAAAGUAAGAUACCUGGCUGUAAACUUAAACGUGCCGACUUUAUCCCAGGUAGGUAGCCCUACUAUAUACUUUUAGUCACCAUCCCAGCUCAGACAUAUUUAGGUAGCCGUAAUGAUUUUCGUCACUCUCCCAGUUCAGGUAUAUUUAGGUAGCCCUAUUACUGUUCGUUACCACCCCAGGUCAGGCAUGUUUAUGUAGCCCUAUUACUGUUCGUCACCACCCUAGUUCAGACAUGUUUAGGUAGCUCUAUAUUGUUUUCUCCUGUCCAAGCGUUGCAACUAGUACGAGAACCGUGACCCCUCAAACAUGGAACGUAAGGGAAACCCAGCAAACAAGAUCGACUUAGCCAAGAACAAGACGGACGCACCAACCAUCUCCAACAAAUCAGUUUCAACAGGAGCGUAUCAAUACGAUCCAGGUAUUUAAGGCUUAUGGGAAAGGAACGAAAAGAAAAAAUUUCGGGGGAGUGGAAGGAGUGGGAUGGUUGGGAAAAAAGGGAGGGGGGCGCAAACGACGUUGCUCCACUUUCCUGUCAUUGGCUACUGCUGUGGUUUGGGUUAGGCUAUGGACUGGAUGAAUAUAAGGUAAAGUGAACGGAACAAGGUCCCUAAUCCCUACUCAACCUAAUUGAAUCUAGUUUAGGAACAUCAAACAGGAGUUAGAGACUUGCCCGACACUGCCCAAAAAUUGUGGUGUGUGUGUUCAAGGACAGACUUUUCGGCUAUACACAAAUUCAGACAAAUCUGGACUGUUUAUUUUAAAAUGGUAUAAUUGUAAAGACUGUAAAACCUGUAUUCAAUAUUGUCUCAAAUAUGGCCCAUUUGUCUCAAGUAUGGUCCAUAUGUUUCAAAUAUGGCCCAUGUGUCUCACGUAGGGUCCAUAUGUUUCAAAUAUGGCCCAUUUGUCUCAAGUAUGGUCCAUAUGUUUCAAAUAUGGCCCAUGUGUCUCACGUAGGGUCCAUAUGUUUCAAAUAUGGCCCAUGUGUCUUUAACAUUUUACAAUAACAGUAUUAGCCUACUGCCUCGGCCAGUCGGCGUAUGUUAGUGGAUACUAUCAUGAAGCUCCUUUAGAAUACUUGUAAAACACAUGACAGCACAAUAAGAUGUACCAUUGCAAUUGUGGCACCGGAAGUUAAUACAAUUGCUAUUGCAACACCGGAACUCAAUCCUGUUGCAAUUGUAACACCGGAAGUUAAUACAAUUGCUAUUGCAACACCGGAACUCAAUCCUGUUGCAAUUGUAACACCGGAAGUUAAUACAAUUGCCAUUGCAACACCGGAACUCAAUCCUGUUGCAAUUGUAACACCGGAAGUUAAUACAAUUGCCAUUGCAACACCGGAACUCAAUCCUGUUGCAAUUGUAACACCGGAAGUUAAUACAAUUGCCAUUGCAACACCGGAACUCAAUCCUGUUGCAAUUGUAACACCGGAAGUUAAUACAAUUGCCAUUGCAACACCGGAACUCAAUCCUGUUGCAAUUGUAACACCGGAAGUUAAUACAAUUGCCAUUGCAACACCGGAACUCAAUCCUGUUGCAAUUGUAACACCGGAAGUUAAUACAAUUGCCAUUGCAACACCGGAAUUCAAUCCUGUUGCAAUUGUGGCACCGGAAGUUAAUACAAUUGCCAUUGCAACACCGGAACUCAAUCCUGUUGCAAUUGUAACACCGGAAGUUAAUACAAUUGCCAUUGCAACACCGGAACUCAAUCUUGUUGCAAUUGUGGCAACGGAAGUAAACACUAUUGUAAAAGGAACAUAACCAAUGCUGUCUUUUCCUUCAGCAGGCCCAACGGUUUAAUCCCAAAAGGUGUAUUCUCUGUAGUAAGAUACUGCAAUGUUUCAUCCUAUUCUGGGAUAAUGCCCCGCAUGAACUUUGACCUUAUGUUUAGUUGUUUGUUUGCUGGCGUAUUUACGAUCUGAUGUUUUUUUUUUAGAGAUGACGCCUAAUCUGGUGUAAAAUAUUUUUUUUUAAUAAAGACACCUUCUAACACUAAAAGUUUUUCUCUUGUCACAACAAUUAUGUCACACUAACGUAUAUUUUGAUGACGCAGUGUAGCUGACACCUGUCACACUAACGUAUAUUUUGAUGGUCCAGUGUACCUCAGAUCAACCGUGUCAUUCAGAAAUAAAUGCCGGAAUGUGACGGAAACAGCCGACAAGGGCAAUUCUUCAGACAACUCUCCAGAGCCAAACUUGGGUAGAGAUAACUCUUUCAUUUAUUAUUUCUCGCAUUCUGAAAAAAAAAAUAGUCCAAAUUAAUAAGUUGCUCAUUAGUGGGACUGUGAAGUAACAAGCCUCUCAAUUCUAUGGUAUUUUAUUGUCCUACAAAUUCAUGACAUGAAUAUCAGCGAUUAUGUUGUUCGUGUAGUCAGCAAGUUGUCUAGUGCAAUUUUUUUUUUUUUUGUUUGGCGGUUUGUAGACGUCGUCUUACCAUUAUCGCAUUCCAUAUGAAAACUAUAGGGAUAAGUAGACAUAUUUCGAUAAAGAUUUCUCUAGAUGAAUGAUAAUUUAUCUUAUGCUAGGUUCACACGGUCAAAUUUUCGUCAAAUUUGGUAAAUUGGCUUCAAAUAUUUCGUCAAAUUUGGGGAAACGAAAUAGUGCGUUCAAAAACUAUUGGACGAAAAUGUGAUCGUGUGAACUUAGCAUAAUACGAAAAAGAAAAUAUUUAACCCAAUUUUUAUGAAAUCUGUCGUUCUUAAAGAAUGGUUGUGACAAGCAAUGCGGUAGGACCAUAAGGACACAUUAUUAUGUAUUAAUGCGCUGCACAUUCUUAAAAAUACCACAACCUUAAAUCAGGUAACGAGCUGCUUGUGACCAAGAAAUGCAAGUGGCCGUUGCUGGAGAAGAAAGCAAAGAUCAAGGUCAGGCAGCACCUGAACAGCGCCCAGAGCCGACUGCAGCGGAAAGAAAACAAGACGGAGAAACGCAGCAGCUUCACCACAACAACGACAGCCAGGACUGGACCGGGUGCAAGAGGUGGCCAUAGACAAGAAGG